Molecule: messenger RNA, 954 nt
Organism: Acytostelium subglobosum LB1
Lineage: Eukaryota; Evosea; Eumycetozoa; Acytosteliales; Acytosteliaceae
Exons: 2
Biological process (GO): protein phosphorylation
Molecular function (GO): protein kinase activity; ATP binding
Source: RefSeq, a predicted model, not a curated record
CAGAUAAUAUAUAUAACAAACAUGCCAUUGUUAGAUUAUGAUGUACAUAAAGAGUUGGGAAGAGGUGCAUUCUCUGUUGUAUUCUUGGUGACUGAGAAGAAGACAAAGAUACAAUGGGCUAUGAAGGUCAUUGAUAAGAAGGCAUCAACAACAUCAGCACUUCAAACAGAGAUUGAGAUCAUGAAGAAGGUUGAUCAUCCAAAUAUUGUAAAGAUGCAUGAGUAUUGGGAAUCAGUUGAUAAGAUAUACUUGGUUGUAGAGUUGGUCGAAGGAGGUCAACUGUUUGAUAAGAUUAUGGUGAAGAAGUCAUUUUCUGAGAAGGAGGCAAGAGUGAUUGUAAAGCAGUUGUUGGAGGCAUUGGAGUAUAUACAUAAGAUUGGCAUCGUACAUAGAGAUCUCAAACCAGAGAACCUGUUGCUAAAGUCUGAGGAGGACCUCACCAUCACUCUGUCUGACUUUGGUCUGUCAAAGAUACUGGGCGAUGACACAUUCAUGAAGACGACAUGUGGAACACCUUCGUACGUGGCGCCCGAGGUGCUCAAGAACAUCAACGCUGCGCCCAACGCCUACUCUGAGGCCGUCGACAUGUGGUCUGUGGGUGUGAUCGCCUACAUCCUGCUGUGCGGCUUCCCUCCCUUCUACUGCGACGACAUUAGGAAACUGUUCGAGUCGAUCCUCGCCGCGAGCUAUGACUUCCCUGAGCAAUACUGGAAGAACAUCUCAAAGGAGGCCAAACACUUUAUCAACUGCUUCCUCACCGUCGACCCUGCCAAGCGUUACUCUGCCAAGAUGGCCCUGGAGCAUCCAUGGAUCACGCAAGCACCCCAGUCUACGCCACUGCCACAUUGGAAUGAUCAGAUCAAGAAGUACGUAGUCAUCAGAAGGAAUGAGAGCAAGAAGUUUGGAGCCGAGCUAUCUUUCCUUAAGAACUUUAAGCCUGCCGCCUCAAGUAAU